GCCAGCUGUGCCUGCUUAAGCCGAAGGAGUCACAUUAGCGGCUGUCUAAACUACUUUUAUCUUCCCGAUUGUUGUGAAUUUAUUGAUUUAACGUGAGGAGGAGUCCUUGUAUCUCUGGUACUCCGGGCAGUUUGGUACCUCUGGUAGUGAGUUUGCAUCUCUGGUACCCAGGGCUGGCUAUAGCCCAGGGGAGGCAGGAGCAUUGAUCGGGGAGCUCCUGCAGCACCUAGAGAUGUUCUAGGGAUACACUGGACACUGAGCCUGGAUCCAGCUGGAUAUAACGCUGGCAGCAUUGCACCAGUUAUGGACUAGGAUAUGCUUCUAUCUGUGGAAGGCCAGCUGCAGGAUAAUUUAACCUGCUGAUCCAUUUUUUUGGUCCUUGGAUCUGCUCUGUGUGUGCUGGGAUGCGCUGCCCAGCCAUCUGGUGAGGCAGAGCGGCUCUAGACCAUGAAGUGGCCAAGCAGCAGCACCUUGAAAUUGCGGAGCGAGACGCUGAGGCAGCAGGGACCUGAUAUAUUCUCAUACUGGCUGCUUGGAUUUUAUGUGCUGAAAGCUCUGUGUGCCUUUGAGAAAAACAUCUGAAAAAGAGGGAGAAUGGCAUCUCUGUUUCUGAGCAAAACCUGCCUGCGAUUUUAACGCUUUCCUUCCUGGUUUGCUCAAGUCACGCUUUGGCAAAGAUUUCCCGAUACCGCGUCCUUCCUCAUUGGACAGGUACAUUCAGACCAGUUCAAUGCGGGCUCUGGGAUUGUUUCAGCACGUUCACGGAGUAUACGUGCUCUAAAUGCCUACAAUACGGAGGAAUCCAGCUGCUUCUAAUGGGAUGCAUUUGCAUAGAGGAAGGAUCCCUCAUUUAAGAUGGGUAAUAAGCAAACGAUAUUCACUGAUGAACAGCUAGAUGCCUACCAGGACUGCACUUUCUUCACUAGGAAAGAAAUCCUUCGGUUGCAUGGCCGAUACUAUGAAAUGGCACCAAACGUUGUGCCCAUGGACUAUACAAGGGACCCAGAUGUUAAACUACCUAUGCAGCUUAUAAUAAACAUGCCUGAGCUAAAGGAGAAUCCCUUCAGGGAAAGGAUUGUGGAAUCUUUCUCAGAAGAUGGAGAGGGGAGCCUCAGCUUCAAUGAUUUUGUGGAUAUGUUCUCUGUGCUCAGUGAAAUGGCUCCCAGAGAGCUUAAAGCAAUCUAUGCCUUUAAGAUCUAUGAUUUUAACACCGAUAACUUCAUUUGUAAAGCAGACUUGGAAAAAACCCUCAAUAAGCUGACCCGAGAAGAGCUAACAGCAGAAGAAAUCACUCUGGUUUGCGAGAAGGUCAUAGAAGAAGCUGACAUGGAUGGUGAUGGGAAACUAGGAUUUGCAGAUUUUGAAAACAUGAUUUCCAAAGCGCCGGACUUUCUCAGUACUUUUCACAUACGAAUCUGAAGAUGAUUUUGUGAGCCGGUGUUACGAGAAAUGUUUUGCCAGUCCAGCCUUUCUGAAUCUCAGGCACUUGCAGGGCUUUUGUCCUCUGUGGCUUCUUAGAACUCAGCAGAAAGUACUGAAAUAAUUCUCAUCCACAAAGAGACAGAAGCAUCAUGUGAUCUGCAGGAUAUUUGGAACAGUCACAUUUUUAUCUUUUCUGCUGGCCAAGCGCUCUGGAAAAGAUGGUUGGUUGUUGCGUUCUGGCUUUUCUUUUUCUUUCCUUUUCUUUUCUUUUUCUUUCUUUUUUUAAUCUUUUUUUAAAUAGGCAGAAUCAGAAUUUUAUUAAAAUAUUUUCACAUGGCUUUUAUAUUUAUGAAUAAUUAAUGCUGCUCUUAAAAGCCAAAAAAAAAAAAAAGCAAAGAAGUUGGAUAGCAUUAUUAGCGACUUUUCCAAGAGUAUUUCAAAGAGAGCAUGGGCCUUAAAUAUUGAGAUGCCUCUAUCACUGUGUUGUACAGCUGGGAUCUUGCAUGGAAGUUACCUUAGGUGAAAGAACUGCAGUCAAGAUCAAGCUCCCAGUGUUGAAGACAACCACAUCCCAGGUUUGCCUUUCGGUCACUGAAACGGCAGUUGCUGGGUUUGGUGCUUACCUUCAACCAAUGUUUUAUGGAUUGUCAUGUUCUUAUGAAACUUGAAAUAUUUGCCUUUUAUAUGUGAUAUCUGCAUACACGAUUCAUUUCUUCCCAAGAUAUUAAAACUCUGUCCUUAUUCUCAGAGAAGAUCUUGCAUUUUACUCGUUCUAUGGGCUGAUAAUGUUAAACGGAAGAAUAUGAUCAUCUGUAACUCAUGAAGAAGACAACGAAGCACAGAACUACUACUUAGGACAUGAAAAGACAUUUUCUUUCUAAACCAGCUAUGCAAUCUUUCCCAUAAAAUGCAUGAAUGCAGCUCUAUAUUUCUCUCCCCUCUCCAGCUGGAAAUCAGCUAGAUUUUUUUUUUAAUUCUUAUUAAUUCCAGUAUUGUUUAGGUACUGGGGCCUGGAGACAAUCAUAUGUGUAUUACUGUUCUAACAGUCAAUAGAAGGGCUCUGUCACUUACACGGCUUCUGUAUCAAAGUCAUCACAAUUAAAACUUUU
Messenger RNA from Cuculus canorus (common cuckoo), 2531 nucleotides. RefSeq names its product calcium and integrin binding family member 2 (gene CIB2). NCBI's taxonomy places the organism in Eukaryota, Metazoa, Chordata, Aves, Cuculiformes, Cuculidae. The transcript has 6 exons. Gene Ontology annotation, molecular function: calcium ion binding. The coding region runs from base 856 to 1419 and encodes 187 amino acids. The record is from RefSeq and is a predicted model, not a curated record.